Fusarium oxysporum Fo47 is the source of this 1086-nucleotide messenger RNA. RefSeq names its product chaperonin 10-like protein. Lineage: Eukaryota; Fungi; Ascomycota; Sordariomycetes; Hypocreales; Nectriaceae. The transcript is spliced from 2 exons. The coding region runs from base 1 to 1086 and encodes 361 amino acids. The record is from RefSeq and is a predicted model, not a curated record. Gene Ontology annotation, molecular function: oxidoreductase activity, acting on NAD(P)H.
AUGAAGUCAGCCAUUGUCAAGAUGGACAUCUCGGUCGAGAUUGUCGAUAUCGAAGUUCCCAAGCCCGGCCCCGACGAGGUGCUGGUUAAGGUGAUUAUCGCAGGCUCGAACCCCAAGGACUGGAAGCUCGCCGGGAUCCUCCACCGCGAAAUGAACAGUGGAGACGACGUUGCGGGUCUUAUCGAAGCCGUGGGCGAAAAUGUCGUUGGAUUCCAUCCAGGCGAUCGCGUAGCUGCUUUUCAUAAGAUGGCGACUUCUAAUGGGGCUUUUGCUGAAUAUGCUAUUGCACCAUAUUACACCACCUUUCAUAUCCCAGAUUCGCUAUCCUACGAGGACGCCGCUACGAUUCCCCUAGCGGCCUAUACCUCUGCUUGCGCUUUGUUUCAGGAACUCGAGUUGCCUGAGCCGUGGUCGCCGAUUGCCAAGAACGCAGAGAAGAAUAAUAUCAAGCGCCCUUUAAUCAUCUAUGGUGCAUCAACCGCCACCGGUGCCUUUGCUAUCAAGAUUGCUGCAGCUGCUAAUAUUCACCCUAUUAUCGCGGUUGGUAGCCAGAGGAGCAGCUUUAUCAAGUCUUUCCUCGAUGAGAAUAAGGGUGAUCAGCUGGUUGACUAUACUUUGUACAAAUCAGAUGACGAGCUUAUAAGGGCGAUCCAGGAGGCUGUGAAGACGGGCGGCGCCCCUGAUGGUCGCUGCUGGAAGGCAUAUGACACUGUUUCUGAGGAUAACACAAUUGCCUUGGUGACUAAGGCUAUCGCUGGUCCGCCGGAUGCUUCUGGUAUCAGGCCCAAGGUAACCAACAUCUUUCUCAAGACUGAGGCUCCAGGUUCUGAUCCGAGCGUCGAUAUUGUCUUCUCCAUGGUCGGUCAGGUCCAUGAAACUAGUGAGAAUGAUAAGAUGAUCGGAGUGGUUUGGGGUGCUGCAUUUGCCCGUGGUCUCCACGAGGGCUGGUUCACCCCCCACCCUUGUGUGGUUGGAAAGAACGGUCUAGAGGGUCUUUCUGAUGGCUUAAAGGGUCUUAAGGAUGGUACAAUCCGGGCUCAAAAGUUCUUGACGCGUAUUGCAGAUACUCCCGGCCUGAGCAACUAA